Messenger RNA from Bursaphelenchus okinawaensis, 1294 nucleotides. Lineage: Eukaryota; Metazoa; Nematoda; Chromadorea; Rhabditida; Aphelenchoididae. The record is from the annotation of a GenBank genome assembly.
AUGUCGGCAGCCAAACGAGUUGCUCAAUCUUCGGUCAACUGGGCUAAGCUGUCCGAAAAGUUGAUUGCCAACCAUCAGGCCGAGCUCACUAAGCUGAAGGGCCAGAACAGCACUUUCGGAGCUGUGUAAGUUGUUUAUUUAUGGCUGUUUUGGAUUUUAGAUUGGGCGUCUAGGUUAACAUUUGCUUUUGAGAAAAUACAGUGGUUAACUUUGAAGUUUGAUGGGAGACUGGUCUUUAAAUGAAAUAAGAGUUUAUUUUUUACGUUUGUAAGACGUUUUGCUUAGUAAAAGGGUUUUAUAUUUGAGUUAUAUUGUUUUAUGCAGACUAUCUACAUCAAUAUCGGAAUUUUUGUAGUUCUUACGGAAAUCUGGAUGUUGGAGCUUUUACUUACUAUUAUUUGAUAUGUAGGCUAAAUAUCUAUUUUUAAAACAAUUUAUAGUUUUAUAUGGGUUCUAGAAUUAUAGUUAUGUUUUUUUUUACUUUUGAUAUAAACAUCAAUACCUCAAUAUUUUUAGUGUAAACACACUGCCAGCUGAUCUGCCCAAGGUUGACUUUGCUCAGCUGAAGAAGGAGCUUCCUGAUCACGCCAAAAUCUUGGACUCUCUUCAGAAACAAUUCGAAGCCAUCAAGAUCCCAUAUGGUGAAGUGCCAAAGGACUUGAGCGCUGAAGUCGACAAAUGGGUUCAAUUUAACGAAGCUCGUGUUAAAUUGAACAACUUGAAGGCCGCUGAUGGUGCUGCUGAAGCUAAGAAGAAGGUAAGGGGUUUUAUCUUGCCUCUUUAUUAAUUUUAGGGAUAAAAUUUAUAUAAACUACUAUAAUAUAAUAAAAUUUAGGAAGAAAAAUGGGCCAAUGCUCCACCAGUCGAACAAAUGUGUUUGGAACACUUGCCUCAGUACUUCCCACACAAAUAUGCUGAUUUGCGUUACGAAAAGCGCAUCCGUAAGUUUUUUUUAUCUAUUUUUUUUAUGUUUAGGUAUCAAGUUGAAGGGAAAUAGAUGAAUAGCUAAAUUACCACUUUUAAUUCUGAUUUUUUGGCUUUUCAUAGUCUUUUUAUGUGGUGUUUUGCUACAUUUUUUUAAAUUUGCUACAGGGAUUUGCUUUUAUUACUAUAGGUAAUAUAGCCGACGCCCCAUAGCCAUAUCAAGGAGAUACCGAUCAAAUAUUCAAGGUUAAUACAAAACAUUGUUUCAGCUGAUCCAUGUGACGUCGGAUUCAACGAAGCCGAAGCCUUGGAGACUCGCUUCCGUGACUACAAAGUUCUUCGUCGCCCAGACAAGGUCGAUGACCAUUAG